GUUCUGCAGUUGUCACAACCUCUUCAAAGUACAAAGAUGAAAUUCCAAAUUUGAAUUAAGAUUUCUGUCUACAAAAUAAAUGUGUAUUUUACAUGAUAUAAGUCAUUGGUACUUUCUUUAGUAAUCCCGCAAAGUAUCUCGGACUGCAAUCAAAUACAUUUAUUGUUCAAGCGCUGGUACGGUAAUUCCUCAACCCGAUAUUCAUCUCAACUAUAUAAUGACCUUCACUGCGCGGUGAGAUUGAAACCAUGGCGCAAGAAUUGUCAUCCAACUGGAAGAAGUUACAAGAAAAGAUAAAGGCCGAGUCUACCGCAACUUCUUCAUUGGCGACAAAAGCUACAAUUAAGCGGAAAGCCGACGAGGGAACCCAGUCCAAAUCUCAGCCAAAGCGGCAGAAGCUACAAAAUCCAUCCGAACAACAGCGGGAACAACGACAAUUAUCAAACACAUCUAAUAAGUCUUCUCGUAAGCCCACUCAUACAACUUCAUAUAAGAAGCCAAUGGGUGUUGCCCAAUCCUCUGCCAUCGCCAAAGGCACACCAGCAACUAUCACGCCUUCACUCGCUCUCUGGGCCGAAGAUAACGAUAUCUCGCCAGAGGACUUAGCUGAGGCCUACAACCUGGGCGUCAAAAAUAAUGCAUCCCUUAUGGCCGCCGAGCCGCCCCGUGUUAACGAGGGACUAGCAUCCGGAGUCGAUGUCGGCAAGUACAUAGCGCUAGACUGCGAGAUGGUCGGCAUAGGGCCCGAGGGGCGAGAGUCAGUGCUAGCACGUGUCAGCAUUGUUGAUUUCCACGGACGACAGGUGUACGACUCGUUCGUGCGACCGCGCGAGCCUGUGACCGACUGGAGAACUCAUAUAACGGGACUGACGCCACGCAUACUAUUACCCGUCGCACGCAGCUUCGAUGAGGUGCAAGAAGCUGUCGCAGCGCUCAUGCGUGGACGCAUCAUCGUCGGCCACGACAUCCGGCAUGAUUUAGCCGUACUACAAUUAGACCAUCCCUCAGGACAGAUCCGGGAUACGGCACGAUUCGCCGGGUAUAGACAGUACGGGCACGGGCCCAAACCGGCGCUCAGGGUCCUGGCGCGCGAGGUAUUAGGAGUUGAGAUUCAGAAAGGUCACCACUCGAGUGUCGAGGACGCGCGAGUCGCCAUGCUGCUCUUCCGGAAGCGAAAGUCCGAUUUUGAUGUUCAACAUGCGGGUAAGUACGGCUUGCCUACGGAGAAGACGAUAGCAAGUGAGAAGGUAGGUGUAGAUGGUAGUAAAAAGCAAGAAGCAAAGCCAAAGAAAGGGGCGGGGAAGAAGAAAAAGAAGCGGCAUUGAUACAGAUGAAAUAGGCGGCACAAAAGGAAGUAUGAUCUUAUACUAGCACUUCACGGGUUCAAGACCAAGGUAGUAACCUCAUCAAUAGUUGUUACUGUUUUAUUCCCAGUUGUCAGCGUUACUAGGCGAACGUCUUCUACUAGCGCUCUACGGAGUUGU
Molecule: messenger RNA, 1484 nt
Organism: Daldinia vernicosa
Lineage: Eukaryota; Fungi; Ascomycota; Sordariomycetes; Xylariales; Hypoxylaceae
Product: ribonuclease H-like domain-containing protein
Exons: 1
Coding region: 249-1325 (358 amino acids)
Biological process (GO): rRNA processing; ribosomal large subunit assembly
Cellular component (GO): nucleus
Molecular function (GO): 3'-5' exonuclease activity; nucleic acid binding
Source: RefSeq, a predicted model, not a curated record